GUUAUUUCUUCACUUCCGGUGUUUGAUGAAAUGAGAAACGGACAGGCGAUGAUCAUUUCAUCGAGUAUUGAACCUAGUCUACUUUUAAGAGAUGUAACGUUGUAAAGGAUGUCUAGCAUUCAGAUGAUGGAUCAAAAAGUGGAUGCAUACAUGACAUGAAAUUUUAGGAAAAGAUGGACUAACCUGUACACAUUAUUAACAAGGGAAAGAUGCUUAAUUGGUCAUAGUUUUAUAAAAAAAAACCUUCACUAUGACCAGUUUGAACUCAGAUGAUGUGAAGGUCCAAGAAGAUUCUAAGGACCGCAGGUCGGUGUCUGAGGAUAGAGAGAAGAAGCACCACAAACAUAAGAAGGAGAAAAAGAAAGACAAGAAAAAGGAGAAGAAAAAACACAAGCACAAGCAUAAAGACCGGGAGAAGGACCGUGAGAAGUCUAAAGGAGAUGGGAGGAAGAACAAGGGCAGCUCCCCAAGGGAAGGUUCAAUGGACAGUGACGAUUUGUUAGAAGUUUUGGAGAAAAAGAAAGUACAGCUAUUAGACAUGAAAGAAGACCUCAAGGAAAAAACUUUGGGUUCUAAAUUGAAAGUAGAAAAGGAUAUCCUGGGUAUAUGUGCUAAAGAUACCACUGAUAGUGUUCAUAGGGAUGGGAAAUUAGAAAAUAAUGUUGAAAUGGAGGUGGACAUGAAUGAUCUCCCUUUGAAGGUAGAUACUGAUAUACCAUUGCCUGAAUCUCUAAAGGAUAUCCCUAUUCCUGCAUCACCUGGAAAUUCAAAACCAGACAGCAAUGAGAGUAAAACAUCAGGAAAGAGUGUGAAGAAAAAGAUUGAAGGGAGUUCAGUGGCAAGAGAUACAGCAGUCAUUGAGAUAGAAAAAGUUCCUUUACCUCCCCCUCAACAACUAGACAGCAUUCCAAUCCCAAAUCAACUCAACCCACCCAAGCCAAAGGCCACUGCAGAGAAAUCUGGAGUCAGCAAGCCAGUCCCUCAAGUGAAACCCACCCCAGAGCCCGUCCCACCCCAAGGAAAACCUUCAAUCAACAUCCUAACCCCAAACAACUUCCAAGCAAGCAUCCGAGAAUCAAUGCUAAGGGAAGUAGGGAAAGCUGAAACAGGGCUCCCUCAAGAUAUUGUGGAUGAUUUUUUCAAGGAUUUCUUGGCUUCCAAAAUGAAGCAAAUUGAGUCGGAGUACAUGUACAAGUUGAUGACAAAGCAGUUAAGCAUGGAAGAUGAGGAAAAAUCAUCGGAUGGUGUGGCCAGUUCUGUGGAAGAGAUGAACAAACUCCUUGAUGAAGAGCUAUCAACCAUUGCCACAGCCACCCAGCAGAAUGAUAAGAAGAAAUCAAAGUGGGACUCCAAAGAAAAACCCAGCUCCAGUGUCAGUAAUCAGACCGAGACUGGGGGAGGGAAAUCCAGUGACUCCGAGGCCCAAAACAAGCCCCGAGUGGAAGUACAGAUCGGAACCAAGAGAGGAGGCAAGCUCCAAAUGGAGUUUAAAAUCACCAAGACAAGUGCUGACAUGAUCUCUUCAGGAGAGAUGGUCAGAGCAAAGGAUCUGGAAGAUGGCGAAGUCUCAUCCUCAUCUGACGAUGAUUCCGACUCGGAGGAUAGUGAGGAGAAUGGGGAGGUCUCAGAAACUGGGUCACUGUCCAGCUCAGACAAAGACUCCAAACCUCAGAAGAAGAAAAGGAAGAAGAAAGAAAAGAAGAAGAAGAAAAAGAAACACAAGAGCAAAGACCCCGAGAGUGAUUCAAGGGGCAAGCGCAAACAUUCCCACAGAUCAAGGUCAAGGUCACCAAAGAGAAGGAGAUCAUCAAGGUCAAGGUCACGAUCUAGAGAACAACCUUCCAAUUCUAAAUUUAUCUAUGAUGCAUAUCAAUACAGGGACAAAGUACGUGACAGGUAUGAAAGAGACAGGGAUAGACACCACAAUGACCGAGAUCGUAGCAGAGAUAGGAGAAGGGUCAGUGAACGCGAUUCACGGGAUGACAGAGACCGCCACCAUAGGAGGUCAAAGUCCAAAUCCAGGUCCCCUACAAGGUCAAAAUCCAAAGACAGGCCAUUCCGUGUGUCGGCUGAUCUCAGGGUGAAAAUAGACAAAGCCAAAUUACGGGAAAUCGCAAUUAAAAAUGCCAUUGCUAUGGCAAAGUCUGGACAAGUGGCAAGCUCUGACCUGGCAGCCAUCAAAUCGGGCGGCAAGUCUAUUGAUGAGCUUACAGAUUUCUGUAAGAGGAUUUCUUCCAAGUCCAAGAACAGAAUGGAGAGUUCCUCCUCAUCGGAGGACGAGAUGGUUCAGGAGAAGAGUGAGGAGGACGAAUUCAUCCAUCACCCGUUCAAAGUCAAGGACAACAGCAGCAUUAUUCUGAAUAUCAGGGAUGCAAAGCCUCUUCCAAUCAGAACACCAGCUGAAAAGCUACAGGAGUCGGCCACUCUGCGAUUACAGUUUCCUGUGUCCAGCGGUAGCACCCACCGCAUGAAGGAGUCGGAGUGGGUACCGGUGGAGAAGACUACAGCCACUGCUACGGCGACAACCACAGCUCCAGUCACCACGACCACCUCCAACACAACCACUGCAGACUCCGUCCUUAUGCCACCCCCACCCAUACCUUCCCCUGCACUACUCCCAACCAAUGCUGCCCCCACCCCAGUGAGGCCAGAAGACAGGGUGUUCCCAGAGGUUCCCCAAGGGUCCAUCGAUAUUGGGGCUAUCAUAUCAGAAAGACUGAGUGCUUUCAAGAAACUACAGGAGAACCCCAAUGACAUAGAUGCUGUGAUGGCACUGGGGAAAGUCCAGGAAAAGGCUAGUCUGUGGGCACAGUCCAAAAAUCUUCCAGGCAAGUUCCUAGGAAGUACAGGUGCUCAUAUCAUGUCACAGGAGGAGCUGAUAGGACCAGACAAGAAACGACAGGCCUGGGCCAAAAGGAUACAGCUUCCAGACAUAAUGAAUUACAAACGAUGGCUAAAGAAGAUCUGUGUGACAGAGAGUUCAUUAAUCACAGCCAGCAUGUUUGUGUAGCUGUGUGUGACAACAUUCACAUGUGUGAGAACUUGUUUCAGGGACUUUAAUCAAAAACACAAUAGUUGACAGCCCUCCAUGUUACACAGUUACCACUGGUAACCAUGCUGCACUGGAUUCCGAUUGGCUGAACUGUGAUUCAGCUACUAGCUACCGGCAAUCUGAUUGGAUGGUUUUGUUAUCAGGGUGGUAAGUUAACCUACCAGAUGUAAUUCAGUUUCAAACCUAUGUGGAAUUGGGUUUGUCUAAAUGCAGGUUUGCUUUUUUUGUGGUUUGUUUAUAUUUUAUACCUUGAACAGCUUGAGCAACUAGCAUUUGUCAUCAUUUGAGCAGUAUUCAUGUAUCCUUGUCAAGAAUAGAUAAAGAAAAAAAGGUGAUACCAUGUCUGUCAGCCAUACACAGCCCCCUCCCCCCAUAAAAACAAAACAAACAAAAAUUGCAGACAUGGUAUUAAGGUUAUGCCUUUAUGAGCUGGAAGUUUGUAAUUCCAGUUAUAUUGUACAUUGUAGAAACGGAAACUGAAAACUAGGGGUAAACAGAAAGGGUUCAAGCAAAAGUAUUCCAUAGAAGUUGUUAAAAAAAUUAUCAACAGAAGUCUGAAUCGCAGAUACUAUAAACCCCUGAAGGUACUGUGAUCAAGUUCCAGAGAUCCUCAAAUGUUUUUUUAAGAAAUAAGUUUUGCUUGGAUCAGAAAUUAGAAAUUGGCAUGCUCUUUAGAUGUUUGUGUUAGGAGAAGUAGGUUACAGCUAGUCAGCUUUUUACAUCUGAAAAGUUGAGUUAUAACAAGCAAGUGAAAGUCAACUUGAUCA
Molecule: messenger RNA, 3819 nt
Organism: Magallana angulata
Lineage: Eukaryota; Metazoa; Mollusca; Bivalvia; Ostreida; Ostreidae
Product: protein Son-like
Exons: 11
Coding region: 251-3010 (919 amino acids)
Biological process (GO): regulation of mRNA splicing, via spliceosome; regulation of cell cycle
Molecular function (GO): RNA binding
Source: RefSeq, a predicted model, not a curated record